CGGUGUGUUUGUGUGGAGUCCGAGUCGAGUCUUUUCGGGUUUGGUUUCCCGUUCGGGCCUUUUAAAAAAAAAUCCCACGCGCGCACACACAUACACAACCCAACUCCUCCUUCCUCUCAGAACAUAACGCCUGCACAUGGUGCAGUUAGACACUCCGGUACAUCGGUCCUGAUCCCGCUCCUGUUCUGGAGAUUUUGAUUGAUUUCUGAGGGAGCGAAAGGUUCUUGUUUGUAUUUCCGAAGUAAAGAGAGAGGGAGAGGAAAAAAAAUACCAAAGAGAAAGUGCCAAGUAAAAGAAGGGGUUAGGAACAUGGCGGCGGCGCCGAGGAAUCCACGUAGCAACGUAAAGAAGGGUCGGAUCCUGGGGCUGAUCGACGCCAUCCAGGACGCGGUGGGGCCGCCGAAGCAGGCGGCCGACAAGCGGAUGGUGGAGAAGACCUGGAAGCUGAUGGACAAAGUGGUGAGGCUGUGCCAGAACUCCAAGCUGCAGCUGAAAAACAGCCCCCCGUACAUUCUGGACAUCCUGCCGGACACUUACCAGCACCUCCGGCUCAUCCUGUCCAAGUACGAGGACCGCAUGCAUGUCCUGAGCGAGAACGAGUACUUCAAGAUCUACAUCGACAGCCUGAUGAAGAAAUCCAAGCGGGCCAUCAGGCUCUUCAAGGAGGGCAAAGAGAGGAUGUAUGAGGAGCAGUCUCAGGAUAGGAGGAAUCUUACAAAGCUGUCACUCAUCUUUAGUCACAUGCUGGCAGAAAUCAAGGCCAUCUUCCCUUCUGGCCAUUUUCAGGGUGACAACUUUCGCAUCACAAAGGCAGAUGCUGCUGAAUUUUGGAAACGGGCUUUUGAUGACAAAACCAUUGUGCCAUGGAAAGUCUUUAGACAGUGCCUUCAUGAAGUUCAUUCUAUCAGCUCUGGUUUGGAAGCCAUGGCCCUGAAGUCUACAAUUGAUUUGACGUGUAAUGAUUACAUUUCAAUCUUUGAAUUUGAUAUCUUCACCAGGCUCUUUCAGCCUUGGACCUCGAUCUUAAGGAAUUGGAAUUUCUUGGCUGUGACACACCCUGGCUACAUGGCUUUUCUCACCUACGAUGAGGUGAAAGCUCGGCUCCAAAAAUAUAUCAACAAACCUGGCAGCUACAUCUUUAGGCUCAGCUGCACUCGGCUUGGCCAGUGGGCAAUUGGUUAUGUCACAAAUGAUGGAAACAUCUUGCAGACGAUUCCACACAACAAACCCCUCUUCCAAGCCCUAAUAGAUGGAUGCCGAGAAGGAUUUUAUUUAUACCCGGAUGGACGAAGUUACAAUCCAGAUCUAACUGGAUUGUGUGAACCAACACCUCAUGAUCACAUAAAGGUCACACAGGAACAAUAUGAGUUGUACUGUGAGAUGGGCUCCACAUUUCAGUUGUGUAAAAUCUGUGCUGAGAAUGAUAAGGAUGUGAAAAUUGAGCCGUGUGGUCACUUAAUGUGCACCUCUUGUCUGACAGCGUGGCAGGAAUCUGAUGGACAAGGAUGCCCAUUUUGCCGUUGUGAGAUCAAAGGUACCGAGCCAAUUAUUGUUGAUCCUUUUGAUCCAAGAGAUGAUGGAGCGAAAUUCUGCCUAGACAGUUUUAAUAUGCCAAUAUUAGACCUGGAUGACGAUGAUGAUCGUGAUGACUCACUAGUUAUGAACAAGCUAGCUUCAUUUAGAAAGUGUACGGACAGGCAAAUUUCACCAGUGUCAUCACCAAACUCAUCACCUGUUGCACAGCGCCGAAAAGCAGCUCCAGAUCCACUCCAAAUUCAACACCUCAACCUCCCCCCAGUGCCGCCUCGGUUAGAUCUCAUUCAGAAAGGAGUGGUUCGGUCACCUUGUGCCAGUCCCACUAGUUCACCAAAGUCGUCUCCAUGCAUGGUACGAAAACAGGACAAGCCUCUUCCAGCACCACCACCUCCCCUCAGAGAACCACCUCUUCCGCCUGAGAGACCACCUCCCAUACCAGAAAGCAGGGUUGCACGUUUGCUACAUAAUUCUGAUAAUGCUUCUUUAAGGGACCAGCAUAUAACACAUGAAGCCUGGUGUCCCAGGGAUACGCAUGGUUCUAUCACAUCCACAGAAUGCAAAUCUGGUUGUGAUCGAUCUCCUAAAUCUGGCCACACAGCGCCUACUAACUUGAAUGGAAGGCAAAGUUGGCAUGUAACAGAACCAAAUUUUCCACGCAAGCCUGGCAGGCGCCAAGAAGUAUCCUAUGACAGUGCAAAGACAAUCAGCAAUGGACUUCUGCGGACUGAUGAAUAUGAUGUACCUCCACCACGACAGUCUCCACCGCCACCAACACUUGCAGCAUUUCCCAACAACACAAAAUAUCCACACCCAUUCACAAAUUCACAAUCAAACUCAGAAAAAAUAAGAGGGCUUAAUGAGUUUAAUGAAGAUGAGUACAAGAUUCCAUCAUCAUAUCCUGUGCCCAUAGCUGCACAAACUCAUUCGCAAACUGUGAAGCCUCGUACAUCAAGAGUAUUUGAAAAUGGACAGUGUGCUAAUGGAACACCCAAUAACACAUCAGAAGCAAAGAAACCUAAAGCGUUGGAAAUAGAUGAUAUUUUUGAGAUGCCGAUUGUUGCAGCUCCCUUACCACCAGCUCGACUUCCAGCAAGAGACAGCCAAAAACCCAGUUGCUCCUCUCUGAACAGAACACCCUCUGAUUAUGACCUUCUAGUUCCUCCUCCAGCAGGUGAUAAUGUAUUUGAGAGCCUUCCUCCCUCAUUGCCUCCACCCCCGCCGCCUGUACGAGUCAGCCUCCCUGAUCUGCCCAGAUCCUCUGGCUCAGGCAGCAGACCCACAUCUGGCCAUGAUCCGUUCCAUUUCAGUGCAGAUGCUGUCUUUGACCCAUCAAGUGUUCCUGUACCUCCAGCUAGAAGGACAGUUGAAGAUAAUCAGAAAUCUAACAGGAUAUCACAAGAAUAUGAUCAACUCCCAUCAUUGGCAGAUACUUCCCAAGCUCCAGCCAGACCUCCUAAACCACUGCCCCGUAGGACUGCACCAGAUGGUUACCACAAGAAAAGUCAUGUUCAAGAACCAACCUCUUUGCACAGUAGCCACGCAGGAGAAAAUGUGGAUGCUAAAAUUGCAAAACUGAUGGGAGAAGGCUACUCCUUUGAAGAUGUAAAACGAGCCCUUCUGAUAGCUAACAAUAAUGUAGAGAUGGCAAGAAAUAUUUUAAGAGAAUUUGCCUGCUUUCCUCCUAUUUCACCACGCCUCAACCCGUAGCAAGGAGCUGUUCAAAAGCCCAGAGAAUAGUCUUCUGAAUUUCUGAAGAGCAUUGAAAUUUAAAGUAGCAUUCAACUGGUGGAACAACUGUGUGCUGACUGAGUACAGACUGUUUCUGCGGGUUUCUUGAGAAAGUUUCUGGUAGAAGAUAGAGAAUGAUGCUUAUGUAUUUUUAUUAGCCAUAAUGUUAAGAAUCAGGGUUCAACUGAGAAGAAAGUUUACUGUCCUUGAAUUUCACUCCUGUGAAUUGCUUGAGAUCUCUGCUGCUUACCGCUGUCAAAAUUUUUUUGAAAGUCAUCUGAACAUUUUGUUUAAGUGGGAUAUACAGUGUUAUCGGUCUCAGUAUUUUUUGUCUGGACUCUGGGACCGGUCAGCCUUGCUGCAGCAUUCCUUUCAUGUCAAUCUGCACUGAUGGGGACACACUGCCGGUUUUGACCUCUCCUCCCUCAUCAUUUAAUCUAGGCACAGACUAAAUGAGUUCUUUCUGAAGAUGCUUUAAUUUGCUGCAUUUCAAUCUAUUCAACAGGUGCAAAAAGCAUGUGGCCUUCACUACUGAGUCUUUUCUGAGAUAAAGUAAAAUUUCUUUAUUAAAAAAAAACUAAUUUCUGAAUGUGGAGUUACAUAUAUUUGUCUAUGUAUUGCCUUUCAAUGUAAUUUUUUUGACUGUAACCUUGGCAGCUUUCCAUUGUGCACAGCCUUUGAUGUAUUUUUUUAAUUAUUUCUAUUUCCCUUAUAACCCAGCUACUUCAUCUGUGUUGUAUUCUGACAGAACAAAACUGAUUUUGAAGUUUCUGGUUAAUGCAACAAAAAUGCGGACCCACUUUUGUGAAUUGUGACAUUGCUUACUGGAUCAAUUCCAAAGUAAAAAUCUGUCAGUUUUUUUAAAUUUUAGAAUGGUUUAUAAUGCUGGAUAUAGGGUAGUAAAAGCAUCAGAGACAAUACACAGCAUCUAUACACUGAUUAUGGCCAACUGAAUGUAAAACUGCCUCCAUUCAAUUAUGUGCCAAUAUAUUAGUAGAACUGUGUAGCAGAAUAAGAGUAUCAGUUUUUGUGAGUGUGGAGUGGAAUGAUACCAUUAUUUUCUGGUAAUAUGUUAUCAGCACCCUUUUGUUUGGGAAGGUUGAGUAUAGUCAAUUUUCAAGUCUGGUAUCACUGUAAUUUAGAACCUGUAUCAGUCAACUACUCAGUCUGAAGAAAGAAACAAAACCUUACACUGUUAUAAUGCCAGAUGUCAAGGUAGCUGUGAAAUGGUGAACAGUUUCCUGUCAAUUCAUGAAGCAUCUACUUUUUUCACAUUGAUAGGAGAUCUUAUUUACCCAACAAUGAACAAUAAACUAACUUGGUUCUGUUGCUGCCUAUUCUCUAGGUUACAUUGGUGAACGGAAUGGCUGGUUCAACUUUGCCUUGUGUCACCAUCAUUUCUGGUGAAUCAAAACUCAGGGCAAAUAUCCAUCAUUGUUAUGUAAAUGAUGACUAGUCUUUGUAACAAAGUUCAGUCAAUUGCAUUGCAGGUAACUGGUUUGCUUCAUAGAUUUGAGGCCGAGUAAUUCACGCCUUGAUAAUAGUUGAAACCUGACUUCAACUGUUCCUUAUUCUGAGCAGUUUUAAAAUGUCUUGAUCACUAAACUUAGAGAUCGAAAGAAAAUAUUAAAACUAACUGCCAUUUAAAUCAUUGACUGAAUGAUGCAUAACAUUGUGGCUAUUAAAUCUUUCAUAAAUUGCAGUAAGAGGUCUAUGGUAGUUUCUUGAUCUCAGCUUCUGAGAGUACUGUGUUAUAUGGUACGCUAUCAGCUGUGGAAUGCUCAAAAUAUGCCUUUUGCUAUUAUGCUGUCCUCUACUGGUCUGUCCACAUAAUAGCAUCGGUAAAGUUACAGACAACCUGUGGAUCUUAAAGGAAUGAACUUUGAAAGGAUAUGGGGAAAUUGCAAACAAUAUUUUUAAUGUAAUUUUUAUUUUUACUAUAUUUAUAAAUGCAUUAAUGCACUCAAUCCAGCUCACCAUAAUUUCCACUGGAUUAAAUGCAGUUGAGGUAAUUUUGGCAUUAGAUGAUUGCGUAAAACUGGGGAAAAUUAUGAUUUUCAUUUCCAGUCAAUAUCAUCGUUUUACACUAUCAUUCAAAGUUAAAUAUAAAGUGACUGAUGCAACAGUCCAUUUGUGUUGCCUGUGAAAUGGGGGUCCAUUGUAGGUGGGGGAUAGAAUGUUCGCUCUUCACAGUUUGCUCUCCCUAUAUAAAUCAAAAUAAUACCUCUGUCAGUGUAAUAGGACAACUGCUGCUUUCCAUUAAAAGUUGAUGAAAAUGUUAAGGCAUUUAAUUUUUUUCAGUAUUUUCCGUUUGAUAGCCAAUUCACAAUAAUAAUGACUUAACAUUAACAGUAUUAUAUUAAGGUAUAUUUAAAAAACAUUUUUCAGAGAGUGAGACAAACCAUUUAUCAUUGUUUUAAAAUCCUGCACAAUGAACAUGUAUUCAGUUGAGGAUGGACCUCACCAGGUUACUUGCACUCACCAUUCUAGAUCUACGGAAAAGCCAACAGCAAUUAUUAGAACUUAGAUUUUGAAUUCAAUUUCAGGAGUGACACUUGUGUUGCCAAAUGAUUUACCUUAAAUAAAGUUGAAUGACACCCUUUUGACAGGCACAUUCAUCCAAUAUUCAGAUUUUUGUUCAUUCUCAACUUGGCUUUUUCCCUUUGCACUGGUCAGCUUGUCUUAUUUAGUUUUCUUAUGUCUUUGAGUGUAAAUGUUUGAAGCUAAAUAGCUAUAAUGUGCAUUAAUGGCAAAAUGGACAUUCUCUCUCAAGGCACCCAUAACUGGAGAUGUAUAUUAUUCAUGAGCUACAUUUGUUGCACACUCUGAGCUCUGGAAAUCUUCUUGAAGUUUGUGAUAUUUUUAAGUAUUUAGAGGACAUCGUUAUAUUUCAUAGGACCCUUGACAUUAUGGAACCUCGUGGAUUUCCUAUGACAGAUGAAACCUGUGAAACCUGUAUAGCAACUUGCAGGCUCUAGCUAUCCUGCAGAUGAUGUUGAGCUGCUGUCUACAUCAUGAGCCCAGAGAAAGUUAACCAUCAUAUUUUUCAGCUGACAGUCACACCUCAACUCUUUUCAUGUAACUAUGUUGAACAUGUGGUUUGAAGUUUGUGUUUUUUGCUUAAAUGGUGAGCAAAGCCUUUUUUUUUUUGUAGAAACUGUAUUCUGGUGCGAUAUGUUAACAUUACUUCUGAGCUGAACAGUAACUCUUCACCUACCUGAAAUGAGGCAGUGCACUACUAAGGACUGCCUCCAGGUGGAAGCCUCAUCAUUCUGUUGGUACUACCUGUGCUCUGAAUCUGAGGACUCUUCUGAAAUAAGAAACUACUCCAGUUUUUUAUUUGGGUUUAUUUUAAUCUAACUCAAUAUUCUGUUGAGAAGGAUGCCCUUUUAUUUGUCUAACACAUGGCAAAAUAGUAAUGUGUGCAAUUAAUUUAUACUUUGUUCAACAUUCUUUUGAUUUUUUUCAAUUCUGAUAUUCAGUAACCUUUUAAAUAUUUUAUCUGUUCUUGUAAAAUAUUUUAUAAAAAUCAGUAUUAACAAAUAAAUGGUGUCCAUUUCUUUUUAACACUUA
Carcharodon carcharias (great white shark) is the source of this 6837-nucleotide messenger RNA. It is a transcript of the gene cblb, whose product is annotated as Cbl proto-oncogene B, E3 ubiquitin protein ligase. NCBI's taxonomy places the organism in Eukaryota, Metazoa, Chordata, Chondrichthyes, Lamniformes, Lamnidae. Gene Ontology annotation, molecular function: ubiquitin protein ligase activity; phosphotyrosine residue binding; receptor tyrosine kinase binding. The record is from RefSeq and is a predicted model, not a curated record. Gene Ontology annotation, cellular component: membrane raft; plasma membrane. Gene Ontology annotation, biological process: negative regulation of epidermal growth factor-activated receptor activity; cell surface receptor signaling pathway. The transcript has 17 exons. Bases 310 to 3243 code for a protein of 977 amino acids.